CACAGAUCCGCUGCCACCACGCCUUUCUAAGCAUAGAAGCUUCCAAAAGGAAGGGGGAGGGAAAACCUCUCCCGCUCGCCCCACUUUUCUGGAGUCACUUUUUGAUGCAAAUUUACGCAGAACUGACGCGGGCGGGCGCACAGUGAAGUGGAAGUUUCUUGUUCUCCAGCAAGGACACCUACGGCGACCAAAUACAGAAGGAUGGCGGCCGCAAUGGGACUGUCCUCUUUGGUGCGUUCGCGAGCCGUUCGCGAGCUCUGCCAGAAUUCCGGAGAAACAUUUUUAGAGGCCUCCCGCUUGCUACUUACCUAUGCGGAUAAUAUCCUCAGACACCCAGAGGAAGAAAAAUAUCGAUCUAUUCGGAUUGGAAAUCAAGCAUUUUCCACUAAAUUGUUGCCUGUCAGAGGAGCUGUUGAAUGUUUGUUUGAAAUGGGAUUUGAGGAGGGUGAAACACACCUUGUUUUUCCAAUGGAAGCUUCAAUUGAUAAGCUGCGCAAAAUUCGAGAUUUAAUUGCUGGGGAAAGAACUAGUCGAUUAAAUGGAUCAAAUCAACUCGAAAGGUCAAGAUCCUCUGAGGGGAUAACAAACGUGGAGCCUGAUGCACCUCAACCAUCAACAAAUGCUGAUUCUAAACUAACCCCCACCCACAGAACACUACAGUCAUCAGCUGCAGAGUCUGCUGUCAUGACAGGUGAACCAAUUUUCUUAAACACGCUUCAAUCAAACUUUCAACAUGUAAUGAUAUAUGAAAACCUUGGCUUACAAAAGAAGGCACUGGCUUGUAUCCCAGUCUCGGAACUGAAAAAGAAAGCUCAAGAUAGUCUAGCACAAUCAAGAAAGACUGAUGGAGGCUCCCUUGUGAAUGAACAGGAUUUUCUGUUGCUGGAGCUCCUGAACUGGUUUAAAUGUGAUUUCUUCCAGUGGGUAAACAACCUUCCUUGCAGCAAAUGUGACGGCCCAACAGAAGCAAAAGGUAAUUUGUCCCCGAGUGAGGAUGAUCUGAAAUGGGAUGCGAGUCGAGUUGAAAAUCACUUCUGCAACCAGUGCCAGUUGAGCACCAGGUUUCCAAGGUACAAUAAUCCUGAGAAACUUCUGGAAACGAGGCGUGGGCGUUGUGGAGAAUGGGCCAACUGCUUUACCCUCUGUUGCAGAGCUAUGGGUUUUGAAGCAAGAUACAUUUGGGAUGCAACAGAUCAUGUGUGGACAGAAGUUUAUUUUUCAUCACAGCAGAGGUGGCUUCACUGUGACCCUUGUGAAAAUGUCUGUGAUAAACCCCUUCUAUAUGAGAUUGGAUGGGGGAAAAAACUUUCCUACAUUAUUGCAUUCUCUAAAGAUGAGGUUGUUGAUGUAACCUGGAGAUACUCUUGUAAACAUCAAGAACUACUUUCUAGAAGGACACAGAUCGAAGAAGCAGUGCUACGUGAAACCAUCAAUAACUUUAACAAAGUGAGACAGCAAUCUUUAACUGAAGGCAGAAGAAGGGAGCUCUUAGAGAGGAUCAUUGUGGAGCUUGUUGAAUUUAUUUCCCCCAAAACUCCAAAGCCAGGAGAACUUGGUGGAAGGAUAUCAGGAUCCGUGGCAUGGAGAGCAGCAAGAGGUGAAAUUGCCUUAGAGAACAAGGAAGUUGUUUUUAUUCCUACUGGAAAAGAGAAGACCUCUAAACUUCUUCACCUCAGAUACAAUAUAGUGAAAGAUUGUUACAUGCGAAUAUCCAAUAAUAAUGAAAAAAUUAAUGGUUGGGAGAAAGGUGUAUGGAAGAUGGAAUCAGUAUGGAGAAAGGUUGAAUCAGACUGGAAGAUGGUUUAUUUAGCCCGAAGAGAAGGAUCACUGUCUGGUUACAUCAGCUGGAAGUUUGAGAGUGGUUCCUUCGGUUUAAAAAUAGAAAACGUUUCUGUCAGAACCAGCAGUCAGACAUUUCAGAGUGGAAAAGUACAGUGGACCUUGUGCUCUGGAAACAUAGAAGCUGAUGUAAAUGCAGAUAAAAACCUUCACUCUUACCCUGAUAUUUCCAACGUGACAGAUGUUCUUUUGAAAGCAGAACUUAGCGGAGGGGACGGUGAUAUUGCAUGGCAACACACACAGCUGUUUAGACAAAGUUUAAAUGAUGGAGAAGAUUGUUUUGAGAUCAUUAUAAAAUUCAGUGAACUUUGAAUAUCUGAAAAAGGAAGGCACCUGUGUCAAGUAAGGACUUCUGGGACAAAAUGUUCGAAAGCAUAAAUAGGAAUUUCAUGCCCAUAACAGUGCAUUUUAAUUGGACAAUUGUGAAGAAAGUGCAGCCUGGACUUAUACACGCCACUGUUGUUGUUUGGGAGGGUGGGGGGAGGCAUAGGAGGAAGAUGCCAGCAAGGCAAACCAUUGAGAGGCUGACCGGCAUGGAAACAGCCUGCUAUGUCAGGCUACCAGGAAGCAGAGCUUGCAGGCCUUUAAGAAUGAAUCUGGUGCUGGGCUCACCCCCCACCCUGUUUUGGAUCAACAGUUUGCUCGCCUACCCUUUGUUUUAUCAGUGGUAAUUGUAUGUUUUCUGGGAUGUGUUGUUUUGUAUUUCACUUGCUUUAUGUCACACCGUGGAAGAUCAGGCAUCGGGAUGGAUCCUUCUAGGGGGAGGCUGUGCCUUCAUGCCUGUCUUCCCAUUUUUGGUGCCCCAAUAAGGGGCCUUGGGGUGUAUAGCGACUCAGAAGCAUGUCCAAGCAGGGGCAAGUGGCUGGCUUACACCUUUAGGUGGCAAGGGGACCAUGGAGAGACCAGUGACUGCUUUGCUCCCAAUUACUUGCCACUCUACAGGUUUUCCCCCAGCAGGUGAGCUGGGGUAUAGGAUUCAUUAGGUUAGCAGGUGGGUCGCCCGAUGCCAAAUCCAUCCCCAUGCUGCACCUGUGUGGGGUGUUUUUUUCCUUUGCCUAGAUGUUAAUAAACAAUCUUUGGCCAGCAAAUUUUACCAAAGAGGUGGUGUUUGUGUGUAUUUUGUUUCUCAUGGCUCCUCACUUUUCCCCUCCUCAAACUAGCGAAUAGAUUUUGUUAAUGUGGCAUGCAAAGAAAUCAAGUGUGCCCUUGAAAACGUAGGCCAAGUGUCUAAUCAUCCAAAAAUGUAGCAUUUUGUGUUCAAAGAUGGGGGAGAAACCGAAGGACCCCGUUCUGCACAUAUUUACUUGUUAGUCAGCCUCAUUAGACACAAUGUAAUAUACAUUUGAGCAAACAAGCACAGGAUCUGGUUGCAUGUCAUUCUAGCCUGGGACUCCUACUUCCUUCUAUACUGGAAAGUUUUUUUUUUUUUAAAUGAAAAUUGAAUUAACUUUGGAUCUAGAGAUUACUUUAAAAAUAGCUACUUGUAAUGCUUGAACUUUCUGUUUGCUUGUAAUUAUUGCUCGCAGUUUAUUGCAUUCAUAAUAUUGAAGAAAUAUUAUGGAUCUGUGGAAUAAUUAACAGCUCCUAAUGGCACUUUUGGUUGAAUUUAAAUUCUGUUUAGGCAUUCAACAAAACUUUGUGGACAGAAUAGCUAAUUUGGAUGUCUGCUAAGUUCUUAAAUUUUCCAAGUUAAAUAUGUACUGUAAUUUAAGAAUUAAAUAUUUUGGACCUUGGAUAUCAAGACAAAAUUGUGUCUCUAAAAUAUUGUCUUAGGCUAUGAUGUAAAAAUGGAGGUUUGCUUGCCUAAAACUAUAAAGUUUUGAUAAUAAGA
Sphaerodactylus townsendi is the source of this 3670-nucleotide messenger RNA. It is a transcript of the gene NGLY1, whose product is annotated as N-glycanase 1. NCBI's taxonomy places the organism in Eukaryota, Metazoa, Chordata, Lepidosauria, Squamata, Sphaerodactylidae. Gene Ontology annotation, molecular function: peptide-N4-(N-acetyl-beta-glucosaminyl)asparagine amidase activity. Gene Ontology annotation, biological process: protein quality control for misfolded or incompletely synthesized proteins; glycoprotein catabolic process; protein deglycosylation. The record is from RefSeq and is a predicted model, not a curated record. The coding region runs from base 202 to 2151 and encodes 649 amino acids. Gene Ontology annotation, cellular component: cytosol; cytoplasm; nucleus. The transcript is spliced from 12 exons.